AUCGGCUCUGCCUUGCACCAACACCGGUGACUCGAGCUUACUUUGCCUUUGAUGGGGCCUUUCGUGGAUACGCCAUUAACGGCACCAACUACGAAGUGCAGCUGGCCAAUGGUUUCAAUGUUCCACUGGUGAUCAUCCCCGGUCGCUACAACAAGGCUGAUUCUGAUUGCAAAGUGGUCGGUUGUUUCUCAGACGUGAAAGCCCACUGUCCAAGCGAACUGGCCGGUCGCAACGCAGCUGGCAAAGUGAUCAGCUGUAAGUCUCCCUGUGAAGUAUUUGACACUGAGUACUACUGCGCGAAGGGUCGCUAUCUUGAUAAUCUGCAUACAAAUGAGUGGAACCCUGAGUACCGGGCAGUCUUUAACUCGUCCUGCCCUCAUGUGGGCAACUACUUUGGCAAGUACUCUUACUACCUGAGAGACCCGUACAGUGUGACUACACAGACCUGCACAGACGAAGGGGCUAACCGCGGCCAGUUUACAAUUCAAUUUUGUUAA
This is a messenger RNA of Rhagoletis zephyria (snowberry fruit fly), 497 nucleotides long. Lineage: Eukaryota; Metazoa; Arthropoda; Insecta; Diptera; Tephritidae. The record is from RefSeq and is a predicted model, not a curated record.